AAUAAAAUGAUAAAUUCAAGAAAAAGAAAAGCAGAAAAAAAGAAAAGAAAAGAAGGGUUGUUGUUGUUGUGCUACAAUGAAUGCUUGUUCUAAUGGCUUCAUUUCUUGAACAUUGACGGACAAAUCAAUCUUUCUCUCUCUGUAACACUCUUUUCCUCUCUCUACUCGUAUAAAUAUUCCAUCUUUAUGUGUAUUACUACUACAAAAAUUUGUGGGUUAUAUGAGUCUUUUGUGGGUUUUUGAUUUUGAUUUCGAUUUCUGAGGAUUUGAGAUAGAGAUGGUUUUGGUUUUGGUUCUUGGUUAAUGUGCAAUCUUUAAGCUCAAUUUCAGCCACACUGUUGUUGUUUUACCAGAAGCGACAUCGGUCAUAAAAUAAUCCAGAUCAAAUAAACAAACCAGUUUCGAAAAAGAUUUGAUCGCUCAAAUCCAUCAAUGGCUGUUGUUGAAAAUGCUCGUAGUAUCAACGUUGUCGCCUCCGAUGUCGAUCAGUCAACAAAAUCCUCCUAUAACAACCGUAACCCUGUAACUAUUUCUCACCGAUCAAACGAUUAUCAUCAUCAUCAGCAACUACAGAAGGUGACAGCACUUCAGCCGCCGUCGACCAACGGCAGCAGCAUCACCGGCAAUGGUUACGUUGCCGGUGAUGAUGAUGCUGGAGAUGGGUUUAAGAAAGAGAUGAGCGAUUUGGAAGAAAUGUUGUCAAAACUUAACCCUAUGGCUGAAGAAUUUGUCCCCCAUCAAAGGCCUCAGUUACUGCCAUCAUCAGCUGCUCCUGCGGCCCAAUUUGGUUAUGCUGCUGUUAACAAUUUCUUAGUUCAUGCUAACAACGCUGUUUUCGCCAAUGGCACUCCCGCUAGAAGGAAGGGUAAUUUCAGUCAUGGGAAGAGAAGGAUGAAUAGCCGAACAAGCAUGGCGCAAAGAGAUGAUGUGAUCAAGAGAACUGUUUAUGUGUCCGAUAUCGAUCAGCAGGUAACUGAAGAACAGCUUGCAGCUCUCUUUGUUAACUGUGGACAGGUUGUGGACUGCCGUGUAUGCGGUGACCCUAAUUCUGUUCUUCAUUUUGCCUUUAUUGAAUUUACUGAUGAGGAAGGUGCAAGAAAUGCAUUGAGUCUUGGUGGAACUAUGCUUGGAUACUACCCUGUGAGGGUUCUGCCUUCGAAAACUGCAAUUGCACCUGUAAAUCCGACCUUUUUACCCCAGUCUGAAGAUGAGAGGGAAAUGUGUGCAAGAACCAUCUACUGUACUAACAUCGAUAAGAAGGUUACUCAAGCAGAUGUUAAAUUGUUCUUUGAAUCACUUUGUGGAGAGGUUUACCGCUUGAGGUUGCUUGGGGACUAUAAUCAUUCCACCCGUAUUGCCUUUGUUGAGUUUGUGAUGGCUGAAAGUGCAAUUGCAGCUCUGAACUGCAGUGGUGCGGUGCUGGGAUCAUUGCCGAUAAGGGUGAGCCCUUCGAAGACUCCAGUCCGCCCACGUGCACCCCGUUCCGCCAUGCACUGAUUAGCUUCGGAUUUCUUUUAGAUCGAUCUGCUGCUCUAUAUCUACUACUUAUACAUGCAUAGAUAGAUACAGAGAAACUGUUGGUGGUGGCAUUUAUGUUUCUGGUUCCGUCUGAUGCAUCGAGUCCAAGUAUAUGGUUCGUAGGCUCCCGAGACUCUGUUAACCUUUUAGUUAAACGCACGGCACUAUUUCAAGUUUCCACUAGGCCUUAGUUUUACUCGCCCGUUUAUUUUAUUUUUUGCAAUAUUUACCGAUAUUUUAGUGCAAUUUUAUCAAGGUUUUGUCACAAUGCAGGAUAUGUGCACCUUUGUGUAUUAGUUGCAAGAUUUUUCUGCCACAUUUGCUCGCUA
Messenger RNA from Cynara cardunculus var. scolymus (artichoke), 1847 nucleotides. RefSeq names its product polyadenylate-binding protein-interacting protein 12-like. The transcript is spliced from 11 exons. The record is from RefSeq and is a predicted model, not a curated record. NCBI's taxonomy places the organism in Eukaryota, Viridiplantae, Streptophyta, Magnoliopsida, Asterales, Asteraceae. Bases 433 to 1497 code for a protein of 354 amino acids. Gene Ontology annotation, molecular function: RNA binding.